AUGUCAUCCAUGAAGCCAUACCCGCUGGCCAUUCUCAUUCCGAUCUUUUCUUUCAUUUCUAUUCUGUUGUCUCUUUCACCACUGUUACUUCAUGCAAAAAAUCGCAAUUACCCAGCUACAGCUCUGAUUUGCUGGGCAAUUCUGCUGAGCGUGUUCAAUAUCAUCAAUGCCCUUCUCUGGCCUACAGAUGACACUUCCGUGUGGUGGAACGGUACCGGUCUUUGUGAUAUCGAAGUCAAGUUUAUGGUUGCAAGCUACGUCGCUGUACCAGCUGCUCUAACAUGUAUCUUCCGCGGACUGUCAAGAGUGCUGGACACUAGCCGAGCAGUCCUAGUCCCGAGCAAGUCUCAGCGCUGGCGCAAUCGGAUGGUCGAACUUCUGCUCUGUGUGUUUGUUCCAAUUAUGGCUAUGGUCACCCACUUUGUCUAUCAAAAAGACCGCUAUCUUCUCUAUGCCAUCUCAGGUUGCGUCAACAAUUACGACGAAAGCUGGCCAAGUUUCGUGCUGGCAUGGAUGUGGCCACCCAUUCUUUGCUUGAUUUCCGCUUACUAUUGUUGCCUUGUCCUUAUCCGCCUGCACAGGUACCGGAGUGACUUUGAAGUUGUCAUCCGCUCAUCUAAUAGCAAUAUGAGCAAAUCCCGUUUCCUCCGCCUCUUUCUCGUCGCUUUCACCAUGCUCAUAGCUAUCCUCCCCCUUCAAGGCUACGUUGUCUACCGCGACCUCAAAUCCUCCCUUCCCUGGCACAGCUACUCCUUCUCCCAAGUCCACCAUGACGGAUGGGACAAAAUCAUUAAGGUCCCCACACAAGGCAGAGUCUUCUUCGAUCGCUGGACCCCCGUCGCAAUAGGCGUUCUCAUCUUUAUCUUCUGCGGUUUCGGUCGUGACGCCAUCCGCGUCUAUCGUACAAUCCUCUGGCGACUCGGUUUCGGACACUGCUUCCCCAGCGUGUCUCGUCCGACGAACUCACAGGCUUCCAUCCGUCCUGCCCACGUCUCCAACUCGACUACUCUGGUUGAAACACCUCGUCACAAGAAAUCUCUUUUCAACUGGCGCAAGAACACAUACAAUGAUAUUGAGAAGGGUCUUCGGCUAUCUUCACGUGUCAGUCGAGACAAGGUCGUGCCGUGGUACCGGAAUCCGUUGUCAUUCUUCAAUCGCCGUUUUGCCCGCAGUCGUGACCAGGUCGUUCUGUUGAAUGAUAUAACUGUGCCCGGACAGACUAUGUGUACGACUGCCUGGGCGGCUGUCAGUGAGAGUCGUCCUAGCAGCGAAAUGUCAGACCGUGUUCCGUCUACCCCGGUGCCGGCGGAUUCCAUUCAUAUCAAGCAUGUCAUUUCCCAGAGCAGUGAGAUCCAUUUCAAUUCCGUCUAA
Molecule: messenger RNA, 1371 nt
Organism: Penicillium odoratum
Lineage: Eukaryota; Fungi; Ascomycota; Eurotiomycetes; Eurotiales; Aspergillaceae
Product: pheromone receptor
Exons: 2
Coding region: 1-1371 (456 amino acids)
Biological process (GO): G protein-coupled receptor signaling pathway
Cellular component (GO): membrane
Molecular function (GO): mating-type factor pheromone receptor activity
Source: RefSeq, a predicted model, not a curated record